GCAGAGGAGGACAGAAGGGAAGGAGAGAGAGAGGGGGAGAGAGGAAGCGCCUGGGCAGCACUGCAACAGCAGCAGCUGCAGCAGCCCGUCAGGAAGAGUGCAGAGAGGCGGCAGAGGGAAGAAAGAAAAGGCUGUAAGAUUGACUUGAAAGAAGCAUUUUUACACAAGGAAAAAGAAUUUGAGGAAACCAGCCUGUUGUCUCCCUCCUGAUGCUUUUUGAUAUGUUCUCAUGCGGGAGGCAUGCUUGGAAAUAGUGUGAAAGGCAGAGAACGAGAUUUUAAGAUGGAAAGGACGGAUAGCACCAAGGCAUACGGCCAAGCAGAUGGCAAAGGAGUUGGUAUGUCAGCUAAGAGGGCCAAGUCUGGAGUGCCCCAGAGCACACAACGUGGUGAAUUAAGGGUUUACCGGGCAGGUAGCUCUGAAGGCAGGCUACCAGUGCCAUCCAGUCUCCGUAAGCAGAGGUCUAUGACAAACCUGGCUGUACUCACUGAUGCAGAGAAGAAGCUACACCUUUAUGAGCCAAAGUGGUGUGAUGACAUGGCCAAGCCUGGAGCGGGGCAAAGCAAGAUGAGCAAGCCAAAGACUGCAGGGGGUGGCAGUGGGGCCGGAGGGGGUGCCCCUCUCUCUCGAAACCUUUCCAAAUCUGAACAUUCGCUGUUUCAGGGCAAACCCAAGCCCUUCAGCCCUCUGGCUGCUCCCUCUGCCCUGAGCAAGCAGAGUCGUAUACCUCGUGGUCCUUACGCUGAAGUGAAGCCUUUAAGUAAGGCAACUGAGGAUGGGAAGUCUGAUGAUGAGAUCCUUUCUAGCAAGACGAAGGCCAAUACAAAGAAAACUGUAGCUGGAGCUACAGGGGAGUCCAGUUCCAAAGGUCAGGGAGAGGAAGGGGGAGAUAAAACCUUCCUGAAGGUGGAUCCAGAGCUGGUGGUGACAGUGCUGGGCGACCUGGAACAGCUGCUCUUCAGUCAGAUUUUGGACCCGGAGUCCCAGAGGAAACGAACUGUGCAGAAUGUUCUUGAUCUCCGCCAGAAUCUGGAAGACACAAUGUCGAGUCUGCGGGGCUCCCAGCUGAGCCACAGCUGCCUGGACAGCAGUAAUGUGGGCUACGACAGCGAUGAUACCAACGUUCGUAGCAUAUCCAGCCUUUCAAACCGCUCCUCACCUCUCUCCUGGCGCCACGGUCAGUCCAGUCCCCGUCUUCAAGCUGGCGAUGCCCCAUCCUCCACAGGUGGUGGAUACCAGAGCAGCAAGAGUGCUUCCCAGUACACGGCCCACACAAUGCCUGCUCGCUGCUCCAGUCGCCUCAGCAGCACAUCUCGUAUUGAGCUCAUCGAAGGCCUCGAUGUUGAUGAUCCCGACCUCAAAUCCGGUUACCUGAGCGACACCGACCUUCAAGGAAAGAGCCUGCCUGAUGAUGAUGAUGACAACCUGGCUAAUGGUUGGGAUGAGAGCAGCUCCAUCAGCAGUGGGCUCAGUGAUGGUGAUGGCUCGGAGAACCUCAGUUCAGAAGAGUUCAAUGCAAGCUCGUCUCUUAACUCCCUCCCGAACACACCCUUGGGAUCAAGACGAAACUCCUCCGUUAUGCUCCGUACUGAUGCAGAGAAGCGCUCCCUGGUGGAAAGUGGACUUUCUUGGUACAGCGAAGAUGGCAAGGCCAGCCACAAGCUUGACAGCUGUAGCUAUGAUUCUGGAAGUCUUAAAACAGAAGCCCCAAGCAAAUGGAGAAAGAAGCCUCCGAGUCUCAGCGAAGAUUUUGGAUUGAAAGGGGAACUGAAGAAGCCUCAGAGUUUGGGUCAGCCAGGAAGUUUGAAGAAGAGCAGAAAUCCUCCAGUGGGCGUGACGUCUCCCAUUACCCAUACCUCACAGAGCAUGCUCAAAGUUGCAGCACCUAAAAGUGAGAAGCCACUCGAUAAAUCCAAGAUUUCCAUCAAAGCUGCUGGUCUACAGCGAUCUCGUUCAGAUGCUGGCAGGGAUCAUCAUGGAGAGCAUCGCAAACCCCCAUCAGGUUUAGUCAAACCCACCCCUGGAGGCUCCUUUGGCUACAGAAAGCCAAUAACCACUGGUACUGCAACUGUUAUGACAGCAGGGGGCGCCACCAUCUCCACAGGCUCUGCUACAGUGGGGAAAUCUCCCAAGUCAUCUGGCAUCCCUGUGAAGCCUGUUGGAGGAGGAGCACCCUUAGGCAGGAAGAACAGUUUUGAUGCCAGCAGUGAGCAGAGCUUCCUCGGGCCAAAUGUUCGAAACAGCAUUCAGUACCGCAGCCUGCCUCGACCGGCCAAAUCGAGCACCCUCAGUGUGAUUGGUCGCCCAGCAACUCGGCCUGUCAGCAGUACUAUUGACUCCAGUUUGAUGAGUUUGAAACCUGUACCUAUAGCCUCCACAGGGCCCAGGGUUAAAGAGCCUUGUAGUGGCAGUGGUAAGAUGACUAAUCGACCGAGUACAGGUCCGGUGAACCAGACAGACAGAGAGAAGGAAAAAGAAAGAGCCAAGGCUAAGGCUGUGGGUGCUGACUGUUUGUCUCUGAAAAGAGAGGACAGUCAAUGUGAGUCCACAGGAGAGUCUGUUGUGAAACUGCACGGCCUGAGACGGACCAGCAGCAGCAAAUACCCUGAACUGUCCUCUCCCACAACACCAAGGAUGCUGAACACUAAAUCUCUUGGUCGCCCACCAAGCUUGGCUCACUUAGACAAGGUCAAUUCUAACAGUCUUGAUUCCUGUGUGACCAUCUAUGACCUGCCACCCAAAGUCCCACCAUAUUCCAAGCUCCAAGACUUGGCUGGUUCCCACACGGCAGCCCGCCUCACUCCCAGCCCAGCACCUGUCCUCCACAUCGAUUCACCCACCUAUGCCAGUGAGAGCCUGAGUUUGAGUGGAUCGCCAAUGCUCUACCCCAAACGGUCUGGCAUGCACCGCAGCAUGGAGUCCUUACCCCUCCAGAUGAGCGUGCCCUCCUGUGCAAAGUUUCUCCCAACAGACAUGCGGGACAAGGAAGAGAGGGGGACAGGAACCUGGGGGUCCGGGAGUAGGACGUCCCUCAACCUCACAGAUAACUUACAAACAGACCGGAAUACUUUGCCGAAGAAAGGCUUGGAACGAUAUGGAUCAAGCCUGUCAGAGAGUGAUGGUAGCAAACCGGGAAGGCGCCACUCCCACACUAUAGUGAGCAUGACAGAGAGCGAUAGCCCCCCUCAGCUGCCUUCUCCCACCCGCCCUUUUUACCCUUCCUCCAGCAAGACUCCUCUCACUAAUGUGGUUGCCCCAAUUUCCUGUGGCAGCCCGCGGAUAUCACGCUCCAACAGCACAGGCCCUGCUGGUGACACAGCCUGCGAUCUCUAUGGAUCCUCCCCCCUGGGCAGCACUAUGUCCCUGGCUGAUCGGCCAAAAAGCAUGAUGCGGUCCGGGUCUUUCCGUGAACCAGGGGAUGAUGUACAUGGCUCUGUGCUCUCUUUGGCAUCCAACGCUUCAUCCAACUACUCCUCAAAUGAGGAACGGAUACAAGGGGAGCAAAUCCGCAAGCUGAGACGAGAGUUGGAAUCCUCCCAGGAAAAGGUCGCCAACUUGACCAUGCAGCUUUCUGCCAAUCUAGGCCAGGCUAACCUGGUAGCAGCAUUUGAGCAGAGUCUGGCACUGAUGACAGCACGCCUGCAGACACUGUCCGUGUCCUCGGAUCAAAAGGACUCUGAACUCACAGAACUGAAGGAGACCAUAGAGAAUCUGAAGGCCAAAAAUACAGAAGCCCAGGAAAUAAUUCAAGGCGCUCUCAGUAAUCCAGACAUCACACCUAAAGAGCUGUUGAUUAAUCGCCAGAACUCCUCAGAAAGCAUCUCCAGCCUUACCAGCACCACAAGCCACUCCAGUAUGGGAAGUCUGAAGGAGCAGGAUGCCAAGAAGAAGAAGAAGAAAAGCUGGGUCUUUGAGCUCCGCAGCUCCUUCAACAAAGCUUUCAGUAAGAAGGGCGCCAAGGCUGGACCAUAUGCUGACAUUGAAGAGAUUGCCACCCCAGAAUCCUCAGCACCAUCUUCCCCCAAGGUCCAUGGUGUUGGAGAGAACCCUCAACAGCCAAUAAAAUCCUCAGUAUCAUCUUCAGGUCUAUGUGAAGGGGAUGAGGUGGCAGAUGAUAAGGUUGUAACAGAGCUGCGUACAGAGCUUUGGGAGAAAGAGCUCAAACUGACAGACAUCCGCCUGGAGGCUCUAAGCUCUGCACAUCAGCUGGAGCUGCUCCAGGAGGCCAUGACCAAUAUGCAGAAGACAGUAGAGAACCUGAAGACUGAGAAUGAUCAACUGAAGACAGGAAGUCUGUCCCCAUGUCCAUCCCCUGGACCUUCCAGCUCUGUCUCCCAGUCCUCAGGUCUCACAGCUCUGGGAGGUUCAUCGCCCCGGCAGUCAGUAGCCAUGCACAUGCCCAAAAGCUACAGCAGAGGGCUGAGUGAAGGGAGCAGCUCAGAUGUCCACUCUUCAGAUUCACUCAGCCUUUCCUCACAGAGAGACGACCAUCGUGUUAGGGUGGUGGUUUGUGUUGCAGAUUUACGUGUCUUCAAAGAUGAGGCUAAACAGCAGGACUUUUUUGUCGGCACCAUCAGGGUAAACGGCAGGAUGGACUGGGUAAUGCUAGAUUCAGCUGUAAGCCAGGCUUUCAAGGUCUACAUAGCCAAGGUGGACCCCACCUCCAGUCUUGGCCUUUCUGCAGACUCGAUUUACAGUUACAGUAUGGGCCACAUUAAGAGAGUACUGGGAGGAGAAGCCCCUGAGACACAGCCCUCUCGCUGCAUGUCCCGAGGCCCCACCGGCAUCACAGUGGCUCUAAAAGGUUUGAAAGAGAAGUGUGUGGACAGCCUCGUAUUUGAAACUCUCAUUCCUAAAACCAUGAUGCAGCACUACAUCAGCCUUUUACUCAAACACCGCCGUCUCAUCCUGUCCGGGCCGAGUGGGACAGGUAAGUCUUACCUCGCCUCCCGACUGGCUGAGUACCUGGUGGACCGCAGUGCUCGUGAAGUCACAGAUGGCAUCAUGGUCACUUUCAACAUGCACCGCCAAUCAUGCAAGGACCUGCAGCUUUAUCUUUCUAAUUUGGCCAAUCAAAUCGAUCGAGAAACCAGUACAUCGGAAAUCCCACUGGUAGUUAUUCUGGAUGACAUUCAUGAUCCCGUUUCCAUCAGUGAACUGGUUAAUGGUGCUCUCACCUGCAAAUAUCACAAAUGUCCUUACAUUAUUGGAACAAGCAAUCAGCCAGUGAAGAUGACUGCAAACCACAGCCUUCAUCUUAGCUUCAGGAUGGUGACCUUCUCCAACAACGUGGAACCAGCCAAUGGCUUCCUCGUGCGGUAUUUGCACAGGAAACUGGUGGAGUCAGAGGAUGAAAGAAGCUUGACUAAUGAGGACCUCAUCAGAGUGUUAGACUGGGUGCCCAAACUGUGGUAUCAUUUGCACACCUUUCUUGAGAAGCACAGCACAUCAGACUUCCUCAUUGGCCCCUGCUUUUUCCUGUCCUGUCCAGUCACAGUGGACGAGUUUCGCUCGUGGUUCAUUGAUCUUUGGAACCACUCUAUUAUUCCAUAUUUGCAAGAAGGCGCCAAGGAUGGCAUCAAGGUCCAUGGCCAGAAGGCAGUAUGGGAGGACCCGGUGGAGUGGGUGAGGGGCACCCUACCUUGGCCAUCUGCCCAGCAAGACCAGGUGAAGCUGUUCCACCUACCUCCCCCUAGCAUCGGGUCCAGCAGCCCAUGUCAGCCCAGUGAGGAAAGGCCUCACAAGGAGACCCCACCCAGCUCCAUGGAAUCUGAUCCUCUGAUGGCAAUGCUUCUGAAACUGCAAGAGGCUGCUAAUCACAUUGAGUCUCCAGACAAAGAAGACCCCAGCCUGCCUAAACUUUGAACACAAAGCUCAGCACUUCAUGUUUUCUUUUUGUUCACUGUGUUGAAGCAGUUUACAAUCAGGUGGAAUUAGACCUUCAGAAAUGCUUACGGGGAGUUUCUACAGUUAGAGGUUGAAAGUAUGACCUGUGAAUUCUAUAUUAUUGUAACAUGUACAGAUGCAGCCACUUAAAAUUGCCCCUCUCAGUCAAAGGUCUGCCAAUUUCAGCCAUAGACCUUGCAGAGCUUUGCCUGGAAAAUAAAUGACACAUGUAUGAAGGAGUCUGCCUUUCUAAGUCGCUGCAUCUGUACUCCAUGAACAGUAAGACUGUUCACAAGUAUUAAACAGAUAACUGUAUUCUUUUCCACCACGUUAGCCCUCAGUACUCUUGGUACUACAUUGGUGCUAGCAGAUCACUAUGAAAAUCCAUUCUCUCAGCACUUUGACUUCAGGGGAUUUCUGCAACAACACACACCGUCCAUCCUGUUUUCUCCUCAAGUGCAUCAUGGGAUGUUGAGUCCCCAUCAAAUGGCGCUAUUCUUAAUUAACUUUAAACUUGCUUUGGAAAAGAGUAUGACAGCAUAACAGACCCUACUGUUUAUUGUGAUGUCCUUUGGUGCAUAUCAACUGUACAAGUCUUUGAAGGCUAAACCCUACACAUAUGCAAUCCUAAACUUUACAACCCGAGCAGGUAAAACAAAUAUGCCUUAAAAGCAAAGACGUCAGUGCCACCUCAACUUAAGCAGACUUUACUGGUGCUUUAAUCAACAUCAUCCAAACUGUUCAGUCAGAAAUGAAAUAUUUCACCACUUCUCAUUAUUAUUUACACUAAUAUUGAGGACUUUUUGGAGCAGGCCAAUUUUGGUUUGAAUGUUUUCAUAAUUUUCCAUUUUUUCAUUUUCAUGGAUUAUUGGUUUAAACAAAUAUUCUUGCUGUCAUACUCUUUUGAAUAAAACACAACUUGUUUAGCAGUGACGUGAGCUGAUCACUUAUUACUGCUCUUUUUCCAAGCACUUGAUUCAGUUUUAUUUCAUAUAGCGCAAACUGUGGUACUAAUGCUGCCACACAGAUCAGGUAUUAGAUGCUUACUACACAGGGAUAAUAGAACAUAAACACCCUCUGAUGUAAACACACUCCAAUCUGAAGCCAAUCCAGAUUGUUCCUCUGUAACAUGUAACUAAAAAACAGAACACGUGUUUCAGAUCUUUCCCCUAACAUUCUGUGUAUAUAUUAUGUACAUACAAUCAGGCCAUGUUACAGUUGCAUUAGUUGGUGCAAAUAUCUAAUAUAUUGAACCAAAUACUGUACUUUAAUCAUGCAUAUUGACUGUCAAGUUAGGGGUUUAAUUUCAGCUAUGAAUGUAUAUAAAACACUUAAUCAUAUUACAGAAGUGUGUAGUUGGUGCUUUUAAAAGAAGCCUUAUCAAAGUUCCACUGCAAAUCACUUUUAACAAUGGCUGAGCAGAGUGACUCUAAUGUUCACACUUUCCAAACAAACUCAACAGUCUCUCAUCAUGCUUUUUAAUCACAAUUUAGAUAUGUAUGGUGCUCUUUAAAAACUAUUUUAGGAUUGAAAAAAGUCAUUGAGUCAUACAGGGUAGGUUAGCAAAGAGUUUUCUGUCAUUUCCAUCAGGAAUAUGACGGCUUUAGAUGAUCACAUCUGUUAUUUUGUUUGAGGUGUUUUUGAAGUGUUGAGGACAUUAUGUAGAGACUGUGAAGUCAUGUGAACAACGUGUGGCGUAUACCCAUGUUGAUGUCAUACAGUAUGCUUUAGGAGCAUUUUAGGCAAAUGACACAGAAACAUUGUUUUUCAAGAACAGAGUUUAAAAAAGCAAGAUAUAUUGAAAGUUUGUAAGGUGAUCUGUAGAUUUUUGUAGAGUAAAUGAAAGACAAGGUAUGUGGUUGUGCAAGUGGUGUUGAAGUAAUUCAUCAUCCCAGACCAUCCCAUUGCUUCAGUGUACAGACAAAACGUCAAAUGAAGUUCAUCUUGUAAAUGAAUGUUGGACCACUUUAAUGACAGCCUGAUAAGAAAGUGUAAUAAUUCCAUCUGCGCUGCAGAUUUUGUGCACACGAGUUGUCUGCAGCUCUGGUGGUAAUCCACAAACUGAAAAAAUAAGGUUAAAGACAUCAAGAGCAAAAAAUAAAAUAAUGCCAAAUGGCUUUUACUGUAAAUAUUACAGGUAUUUGACUGUAACACUGGUCAAACUCAUCUGUUUCUGCAGGUUAACAAAAGACAUCAGCUCCAGCUUCUCAUCUCAUUCACUGGUUGUUGUGCCUGUUGCUCUGUAGUAGCUGUGAUUUGUGUUUGCUUAUUAGUGAAUUGGGACUAUGCAGCAACUUCUACUGGUGUCAGCAGUCGACAGAUCUCUAAAUUUUACAGGUAAUUGCAAUGUGUUUUCAUACAGUCUUUGAGUUACUAAUUUGGAACAAAACUAUACCAUGAGACAAAAGUGGAAGCAUGUUUCAGCUGGUGGGACUUAGCCUUAAACACAGGAGGGUUUGGUUGUUGUGGCAUUGAAAACAGGGUUCAUAAAUGUACUUAAAGUACUUAAGCUGUUUGAUUUAUUUUUUCUCAUUAAUGGCAACAGAAGUAAUGUAACUUCAGCUGUAAAUGGGACUCUAAAAAGGAUGAUUUAAAAUUCAAUGAGCCUGAUGUCGUCUGCACAAAUCAGCUCUUCGCUGUUUGCAUAAUCUAAAAAAGCAGAAAUAAAUCUGAUGUCUUAGCCCAAUACAGGUUGCUGAAUAGUCAUAUUUUUGCCAAGCUUGUUGUGUACUAAACUAAGACUUAAAUUUAAAAAAAAAUAUGCUGUAUCUAAUGUCACUGAUGUGCAGAUGUUAAGGGUUUCUAAGUGUUGUAAAUGCAUGUAAACUUGCUGUGUGAUGAGACAAAAAAUGUUCAAAUUAACAUAUUGUUUAGGAAAAUUGUUCUAGGUAAUGUUUUCCUUUUUAAUACUCAAUAUUUGAUAUUUCUUUCUUUGUAAAGAAUCCUUUGUAAAACCUUAAUUUCUCUAUUUUGUACAGAGCUUCAUUGUAAAGACUGUAAAUACAGUAGGUCGGCAUUCUGGAUGCGACAACAAUCAUUGAGGAAGGAAAGAAAAUACAUCCUUGGCAUUAAAGUAUAUUUCUUUCGAGUUUGCUCCAAUACAUGGAUAAGGCAUGCCUCUGAAGGCUUUCAUCCUCUUACCACUGUUUGUUGGAAUUAAUAAAAUACAUGUUAUAUUUA
Molecule: messenger RNA, 9066 nt
Organism: Melanotaenia boesemani (Boeseman's rainbowfish)
Lineage: Eukaryota; Metazoa; Chordata; Actinopteri; Atheriniformes; Melanotaeniidae
Gene: nav1b
Product: neuron navigator 1b
Exons: 31
Coding region: 241-5865 (1874 amino acids)
Biological process (GO): neurogenesis; nervous system development; microtubule bundle formation
Cellular component (GO): axon initial segment; microtubule cytoskeleton
Molecular function (GO): ATP hydrolysis activity
Source: RefSeq, a predicted model, not a curated record